AUGCCUAUCCGAACUUCCUAUGACCCAAAUUCAUCCUUGGCCCCUCUAUCCGAGAUCAUCGACCUCGAACCAGAACAAGAGCCAUGGUGCGCUGGCUACGCUCCUUCGCAGGGCCGCCGCUGUCACGCCCGCACGAAUGCGCACGGUCGCAGAUCAGCUACCAUGCUUCUCAACGAAGGUACCAAGGACCUUCGAGCUGGUCGUAGUAUCGAUGCACUGCUAGAGGAUUUAGCUCCUCAUGUCCUAUGCACACGGUUUCACCAAGCUCAAGCUUCGGAUCUCACACGCCGUUGGAAGAGACAAGUCCGUCAAUAUCUCGAUUCGCAGGUUGGUUACACGCCGUCUCCGAGACGAGUCAGGAUGCCAUCUCGAGCCGACUCCUCGGAAACUGCCGAAGCCAACGCGGCGCGAAUCGUAGUCCUCGAACAAAGACUCCUUGAGGCAAUGGAAAAGGUUAGGCGGCUGGAGGUUGCUCAGCAGGGCCUCUCCAUAACGGCAAACCCGCCUCCUCAUGGCCAGGGCAGAAGCACAAACGCAUUCGGUUCUUCUAGCAGUGCAAGGAGAACACCAAACCAUAUUACCUCGCCAAGAAAUGUCGUCCAAACAACACCGAGAAAUGAAUCAAGGGAAUCUGUCGUGUGGCCAGCAAUUUCUGUAGCUAGGCCAGCGCGGGUCCAGGUCAUCCAUGAAGCCCCAGCGGUUAAUGUAUUGGCUCCAAGAUCAGACAGCCGACCAUCGGUGGUUCGCACCUCCAGCAGCACCGAACGGGAGAACAGCCAGAAUGAGGUAUCACAAACCAGGCGCCGCCCCAUUGAAGGAGAGUGUGGGAUCUGUUUGUGCGAAUUACACAUUCCACAGCAAGAGGUGCAUGGGGAUGAAGAAGAUGAAAGCGAGAAUAGCGACAGCGAUGAUGACAAUGACAUUGAUGAAGAUGAUGAUGAAGAUGACAACGAUGAGAUCGACAGUGUAAGUGCCGAGCAAACGGAAGCCGGGGAUGAGGCUCAACCCCAAGAUGAAGAAUUGGUUUGGUGCAAGGCACGCUGUGGAAACAACUUCCACAAACGAUGCAUCGACCAAUGGUUGGCAACAGAUCAUGCUUCAACGUGCCCAGCGUGUAGGAGUAGGUGGAGAGACUGA
Messenger RNA from Penicillium soppii, 1137 nucleotides. RefSeq lists its product as uncharacterized. The coding region runs from base 1 to 1137 and encodes 378 amino acids. Gene Ontology annotation, molecular function: ubiquitin protein ligase activity. Lineage: Eukaryota; Fungi; Ascomycota; Eurotiomycetes; Eurotiales; Aspergillaceae. The transcript has a single exon. The record is from RefSeq and is a predicted model, not a curated record.